Molecule: messenger RNA, 645 nt
Organism: Haemonchus placei
Lineage: Eukaryota; Metazoa; Nematoda; Chromadorea; Rhabditida; Trichostrongylidae
Source: the annotation of a GenBank genome assembly
AUGCCCACAUUCACAGCAGAGCAACUGAACACGCUUUGCCCAGCUUUGAACAUCGAUGCUGCUAUGGAAUUAUCCAGUUUGACCGAAAUCCCAUCAGAGUGCUUCAGUGUUAUCACUGAGUCGUCUGAACCUGAAGCAUGGGUGAAGUUCUCGAUGGCAUUUGUCUUCGCAACAUUGGCAGUAGUUGGUAUCAUUGGCAACAUUCUUGUUAUCACCGUUGUCUUCAAAGUACGCGGAAUGAAAACUCCGACUAAUUGUUAUUUGGUGUCAUUGGCGUUUAGUGAUACUCUGUUCUUCAUUGCAACCACACCCACGGAGCUUUCCUCACUGUUCACAAAAGACUACCCAUUUGGGUCACUGUGUUGUUCGUUAUUUACCUAUUUGCCGUACUUGGCCAUCAACUCUUCAGCUCUUUCCAUCACAGCGUUCACUGUUGAGCGGUUUAUCGGCAUCUGUCAUCCGUUUUGGGCCAGAACCAUAUGUACAGUGAAGAGAGCAAAGGUGAUCAUAUGUGGCAUAUGGGUCUUCUCAUUCAUUUAUAAUUUUCCAUGGCUGUUUCUAUCUGGUUUAAUUAUCGAUGAAGAAGGCGGAUAUUGUGACUUCAAAAUGGGUAGAGAGGAUUGGAAAUAUAAGGUUAGUUUAUGA